GGUUCCAGGCAGAGGAAGCCGAGCGAAGAGCUCAGCUGAUGCAACCUAACCUGAUCCACGCUACAGUUCCCGUAUACAGCGGCGGCGCCGGCAGCGACGACCGAGGAAGGGUCCAGCCUGGUUACCAGCCUGAGCGCGGGAGACAGGGGCAGCGGAGCAAUGGGGGACACUCUGAGCCCUGAGGAGAAGCUGCACCUUAUUACCCGGAACCUGCAGGAGGUUCUGGGAGAAGAGAAGCUGAAGGAGAUCCUGAAGGAGCGGGAACUUAAAGUUUACUGGGGGACAGCGACUACAGGCAAGCCACAUGUGGCUUACUUCGUGCCCAUGUCUAAGAUUGCAGACUUCCUGAAAGCAGGAUGUGAGGUAACAGUUCUGUUUGCGGACCUUCACGCAUACCUGGAUAACAUGAAAGCCCCAUGGGAACUUCUAGAACUCCGAACCAGCUACUAUGAGAAUGUGAUCAAGGCAAUGCUGGAGAGCAUUGGUGUACCCUUGGAGAAGCUCAAGUUCAUCAAAGGCACUGAUUACCAGCUCAGCAAAGAGUACACACUAGACGCGUACAGACUGUCCUCCAUGGUCACACAGCACGAUGCCAAGAAAGCUGGAGCUGAGGUCGUAAAGCAGGUGGACCACCCGUUGCUGAGUGGUCUGCUGUACCCUGGACUGCAGGUACUCAGGAGGAGGUACUUUGUAUGUUUCUUUCUAACCCCUCAGUACCUCCCUACACUUGGAUACUCAAAACGGGUCCAUCUGAUGAAUCCUAUGGUUCCAGGAUUAACUGGCAAUAAAAUGAGCUCUUCAGAAGAGGAGUCCAAGAUUGAUCUCCUUGAUCCGAAGGAGGAUGUGAAGAAAAAGCUGAAGAAGGCCUUCUGUGAGCCAGGGAAUGUGGAGAACAACGGGGUUUUAUCCUUCAUCAAGCAUGUUCUCUUUCCCCUCAAGUCCGAGUUUGUGAUCCUUCGAGAUGAGAAAUGGGGUGGAAACAAAACCUACACAGCUUACCUGGACCUGGAAAAGGACUUUGCUGAUGAGGUAGUGCACCCAGGAGACCUAAAGAAGUCUGUGGAAGUCGCCCUGAACAAGUUGUUGGACCCCAUCCGGGAAAAGUUCAAUACCCCUGCACUGAAGAAACUGUCUAGCACUGCCUACCCAGAUCCCUCAAAGCAGAAGCCACUUGCCAAAGGCCCUGUCAAGAAUUCAGAACCAGAGGCCAUCCCAUCCCGGCUGGACAUCCGUGUGGGGAAAGUCAUUAGUGUGGACAAGCAUCCAGAAGCAGACAGCCUGUAUGUGGAGAAGAUUGAUGUGGGAGAAGCUGAGCCACGGACUGUGGUGAGCGGCCUGGUGCAGUUUGUACCCAAGGAGGAACUGCAGGAUAGGCUGGUGGUGGUGCUGUGCAAUCUGAAACCCCAGAAGAUGAGAGGAGUUGAGUCUCAAGGCAUGCUUCUGUGUGCCUCUAUAGAAGGAACAAGCCACAAGGUUGAGCCUCUGGACCCUCCUGCAGGCUCUGCUCCUGGUGAGCGAGUGUUUGUGAAGGGCUAUGAGAAGGGCCAACCAGACGAAGAGCUCAAGCCCAAGAAGAAAGUCUUUGAGAAGUUACAGGCUGACUUUAAAAUUUCUGAGGAGUGCAUUGCUCAGUGGAAGCAGAGCAACUUCAUGACCAAGCUGGGACGUAUCUCCUGUAAAUCGCUGAAAGGGGGAAGCAUCAGCUAGCUAAGCCAGCGUCUUCCUCCCCUCUCCCAUCAUCCUGACUGAUCUGCUCUCUCCUCAGUUCCCUCGUCCAUCGCCUGUUUACCCAUCCCCCAGGACACUGAAGCAGGAAGCUUGGGACUUGAUUAGGGGCAGAACUUGGUGAGAGGCAGCUCAGCCUCCCCGAAUGCAGGAUCAUCCAGGCUGGCCUCCCAGGUAGCAACGAGGGUGGGGCAGCAGCCAGCCCAGCUCUGCCUUCUUCCUUUGGCAGCUGACUUGAGAAAUCUGGUUUCAGUGUAAUUCAUAGAAAAAGUUUAUGCCACAACCCUUCUAAUUGGAAUAAUAUUGGUUCCCAAGUUUUCCUAGAGUUAUCCCAGCAGCUGUACCUCUGACUGGGUUCUGGUGUCUGACUGAACUUAAUUACAGGAAAUUGUGGGAUUUGAAAAGGAAAGGGAAGGGAAAACAAGAACCUUGUGGUCCACCAAGUGGUUGGCAGCUGUCUCCCAAUGCCUGCCAGCCCGGAGGCUUGGCGCUGGAGGGCAGGGCGUGCCCCAGGGCUCCUGGAAUUUCUCUUGAUCCUCUAAGUUGGGAUAUUCCCCAAACCAGCUGUGUGUUAACAUCAAAAGUAGAAUAGAUGGCACAGGCUGGUCCUUUCUUGAGAGAGGGUGGGGUACGUCUCCAUAAAGCAUCUCAGAGUCACUGACCAUCACUGUCAUGAAUUCAAAUAAAAUCUGAACAAGGA
Molecule: messenger RNA, 2425 nt
Organism: Manis javanica (Malayan pangolin)
Lineage: Eukaryota; Metazoa; Chordata; Mammalia; Pholidota; Manidae
Source: RefSeq, a predicted model, not a curated record